AUGAGUUAUUCCAUGGAUGAUCGAAAUGGCAGCGAAAUGGAAUUUUCGAUCUCGGGUUCAAUGGAUGCACCUACGUAUCGUGAUAAUGAUGGUGCUCAGGAUGGUGAUGGCCCACAAGCACCUGGUAUGCAAAAUGCUAUGCAACAAGAGGAUGAUGCCAACACCAAUGACCAGGCCAGUACCAGUGAAGAAGGACGCAGCUGGAUUUUCGCCUACAAGUAUGGUGAACGAUACAUGACUGAACAAGGCAAGGAGCGUAUCCGUUGCAAAGUUGGCAACUGUACCAAGAUGUAUUCAAGUAUCAAGAAAACUACAACAACAUUUAUCACGCACCUUCGCAACUCGCAUGGCAUUACCGAGUUCACUGGGCCUCAUGCACACGAUAAGAAACGAGGAGGCCCACUUGAUUCAUUUCUGGCAAAGCGUACCAGAACAUUCGACCAAAAUGAAUUCAACCAGCAAUUCAUCAAGUUCCUUGUGUCCGGCAAACUGCCAUUUACCACGUCUGAAAAUAAGCACCUUCAACGAUCGUUGGAGAUGGCGCAAACGGCACCAACAAUGGCUGCUAUCAAACUUCCAAACGCUGUUACAUUUGCAAGGAAGACCACUAUGGAGUACCAUGCAUGCUAUGAUAGGCUUAGGACCGUGUUACAUGAUUUGCUUGCCAUUUCAUGCACCUUGGAUUGCUGGACCAGCCCCUUCAAUCAGGCUUUUCUUGGAGUGACAGGCCACUGGAUAUGUGAGAAGACAUGA
Lichtheimia ornata is the source of this 753-nucleotide messenger RNA. RefSeq lists its product as uncharacterized. Lineage: Eukaryota; Fungi; Mucoromycota; Mucoromycetes; Mucorales; Lichtheimiaceae. The transcript is spliced from 2 exons. The coding region runs from base 1 to 753 and encodes 250 amino acids. The record is from RefSeq and is a predicted model, not a curated record.